ACCAGGUGGAGUCCAGACUUGCCUACUACAUGGCUGGAACUCUAUUAUUAUCUACUCUAUGGUGAGGGCUCGAUCCAAACUGCUCCGUGCCCCAACACACGUCGUGUUAUUUUCUCUUCCGUUGUGUGCAGGCAGUUAGGAUUGGGCAACGAUUCUGCGAUACCUAUUGGAGUUACGACAGAUACAAUGUUUGGUGCUGGGCCAUCAACACAACCUAUUCUCAUCACGAAUGUGGUGUGCUCUGGCAAUGAGAGUAAUAUAGCCGAGUGCUCUCAUUCUGACAUGAAUAGUGUGGGGCAUUGUUUACACGUCGAUGAUGUUGGUGUAAUAUGUGAA
Messenger RNA from Geodia barretti, 336 nucleotides. NCBI's taxonomy places the organism in Eukaryota, Metazoa, Porifera, Demospongiae, Tetractinellida, Geodiidae. The record is from the annotation of a GenBank genome assembly.